AUGAACUGUGAAGACGAAAAGGAAAAAAUUAACAACUCUGUGACGGCUUACACGGGCGAAAAGAGGAGCGAAAAAAAGCUGCCCUUUUUCAACGGAUUUGAUGACUUCAAAAUUGACUAUUCCUUCUAUAGAAAAAAAAAGCCCUCUUGUGGUGCGAUAAAAAAUCCGCCAAACGAUGGGGAUGAUCGCAGUUGGGAUGACCGCAGCUCGGAUGAGAGCAAAGACGAUUUGAAAAAGUUGAUUCAAAUUAUAAACCACAACUACAUCGACAAGCAUUUUUAUUUUAAAAAAUUAAGCAUCCGCGAUUUGUACAAAAUAUUUGUCUACUCAAAUUUUUUAACCAAGUCAUUAAUUUUGUACCCUUCUCUGAUUCCUCACUUUGAAGGCAUUAUUGAGAAAGUGAAAAAAAUAAAAAACGAACCCACCUUUCCAGGGGUGCAGGAUGACCAUUUUGUCUUUCCUCCCCUCGACUCAACCCCAAGCGGGGGUCGUCGGAUUGGCGCGAGCAGCUCCAUUCAUAGUGCCGCCUUUGCCAGUGGCCCAGUUAAGGGUGAAAGAAAUGGGGGGAAACAUGCUGCACAAAAUGGGGAAAAAACUGCUUUGCAACAUGCCGCACAAACCGCGCACAAGAAAGCCCUCCUUCUGGACGCCAAGUCAAGGAGCAGCUUCAUACCUGCUGAAGAAAACGACAGCGGGAAAGACGCGAACGCAGGGGGAAGCCACCCGUAUCGAACAAGGAAUAACCACAAAGGGGAACCUACCCUCGCGGGCAACACAAACAGGGAUAAAAUAAACAAUGGGUCCUCCGAAAUUGACGAUGCAGAUAAAACGUUCCCCAAUUGUAAUUACAACGGAGAAGUAAUAGGGCAGAAGAAAAACACAGACUUUUUUCCAUAUGAGGGACCACCCAAUUAUGCCCCUAAAAAUGUAGAGGUAAAAAAUGUUCCCCACAACUCUAAAGUGAGCGUGAAAACCCCCUAUGCUAUUCAUAAUAGCCAAAGGAAAAAUGCCAACUGCGAGUACGAUCGGAGUGAUGCAAAUAAUGCCAUAAGUAGAGACAACCCUAGCGUGUCCAUCCCAUCAGCGGACAAAAAUGUUCGUGUUUUUAAAAACAUAAAUGAAUAUGACAUAAUCGAGCUCAAAAUAAGCGCUUCUUUCAACAACAAAUAUAUCUGCCGCUAUAUAGGCAUCCACAGCGGAAUGACGCUAUACAACAUACACAGAUGCAUCUGCAUAUGCCUGGGAGUCAAAAAGGAAGACACGGACAACUACCUUCACGUUUUCAUACUAAACAAUGGUAACAUUUACGGGAGCGGCAAAAAAUGCAGCGUUAGCAUCAUCAGGAAAAUUCAAAUAAACACCGAUCGACACAUCACCUUCAAGCAUAUCGUCAAGACCCCGCUGUAUCUCUACAAGGCAAAGGACGCAAGUAAAAACCACUUUUGCAACGAUUUUCCCGUCAACUGCGCAAACACGUUCGAUGAGAAGGCAUGCGCGAAUGGGGAAAGUCAGUACGGCGGGGAGAGCAACCCGAACGAGGUGAUGCACAGCGAAAAUGAGAGCAGCCAGAAUGGGGGUGGCCCGAAUGAGAGCAGUCAGAAUGGGGGUGGCCCGAAUGAGAGCAGCCCAAACAGCAGUGACCAACGCGUAGGUGACGCCAAUUUAAUAGCCAUUUCAAACUUUGGGAAGUCCAGCAACGGCCAAACGUUUGUAGAAUCAAAUGAACUGCCUAACUAUGAUAUGCUGAGCAGCGCGGACAGGGUCCCACAGAUGAACCAUUGCAAUGUUAGUGUACCCCCAUUAGGCACCACUAGUAAGGUAAAUAAGUUUGCCAAUUUAACCACCCCCUCCAGCAGCUUCUACACUCACUUGGGUAGCAACACAUCUUACAACCUUAGCGAUAAUGUUAGCAAUAACGGAAGGGGUAACUGCGGUGAGGGUCUGAACAGGGCGGUGUGCAACAGGACCAUUCGCUUUAACCACGAUGGCCAACUAAGUGCAACAGCUGUGGGGGAAUAUCUGCGUAAAAACGGAGGCGCCAAUGGAGGCAGCACAAAUCGCAGCUGCCCCUACGACCCAAGCGAAAACAACGUCAACUUAAGGAGCUUCCCCAUUCAGGGUGAAAAUAUCAAAAUGAGCGAAUCUUCAAAUAGCUUCCACUUGGGCGGACCUUCAAACUGCCCCCACUUGAACGAAUUCCACUCCGACUUGGAACUACAAAAAGAUGGCCAAAAAAUAAGCGGCAAUGACGACCGCGGUGUGAAGGGUCCACCCUCGAGUGAGAACGACGCAGGAGAGGAUGCCCACGAAAUGGAGGACGCCGCUGCUGAAGAUGACUACAAAAGGGUAACGUGCGAAAAGGGACAACUUCGCAAAAAUUGGCACGACCAAAAUGGAAGCCAUGUCCACUGCAAAAAUGAUGGCCCUUUCCGAAGUAACGAAUCCACCCAUGGUGACGCGACUCCUCGUGACGCUACCCAUGCUGAUGAGCACCCCCUGAACAAGCCAAGCGGAGAAGCUCACAAAGUGUUAUCUCCAAACACUGGUAGAGACACCUGUCACCUUUACAUGAAUAGUCAGGAAGAAAAUCCGAGCCGCUUGUUUAACACCAUUUCGAGUGAUGGCAGCCCCUACAAGCACGCCAUGUCUGCCAUCCCACCUGCAAAAAGUGAUCACCCUUUCCACGCCGGCAAUAAUUACACAUUCAGCGCACAGCAGAAUGAUACCCACAGCUACCAUCCUAAUGGAAUGAAAACAGCUGAACAACAUGAAUUUGCAAAUGAGGACCUGCAGUCAAAUUGUCCCUAUUCUGUAGAUUUGUCCCCCCAGAUUAGCGCCCAUGUGAAGUUCAACCCUGCACGUGGCAUGCGCAGUGUGGAUCAAAAAAAUGGGCCUCAAAGUGGAGAACAAAAUGGGGCAAAAAAUGCUACACACAGUGAACACAUCAUGGACGAUGCAGACUACCCACCAAUUGGAAGCAACUGCCGAGGUGAUGGCCCUUCGAGCCCCUUUUUCUUUCCCACGAGUGCCCUCCCGGACCUUCCCUACAGCCUAAACGGGCUAAAUACGCCAAAUUAUUUCUUUUACAAGCACGGAAAUGAACUCACUGUGCAUGGUAAGAAUUCGCCCACCACCUGCAGCUACAAUGCCCCCAUGCACAAUCAAGAGAACCACAUAGAGUAUCAAAAUUUGAUGAGCAAUACUUUUCUUGAGAGAGACUUCCCCCAUGUUAGCAGCCCCAAUUGGUGCAUCCCAUCUGAUCAUUUCCCCCCCUCAAAUAAUACCGCUUAUGCGAAUGGAUCCAUGGCGAGCUCCUACAUGGACAACUCAUUUGCAGCUGCUCCACUUGAUAGCACUUUCAAUCCCCAGCAGGAGAGCAGCUACUGGGGGGAUUCGAAAUACGAAGCGGUUAAUUCAUCUGAGAGCAGCAAAAAUAAAGACCACUUAGAAAUAUUGGAACAAAAACAACAUAACGACGUUGCUGACUGUUGUGCUGCCACACACGCAGGGGGUAACGCCAUGAGAAACACACCACCAAAUAGCGGUAGAGGCGUAACUGAAAAUUAUCCCCCCUGGGGAAAUAGCAAUUCCACAUCUGUGACGCAUCUAAGAACCCAUUUGAACAGAAAAAUGGAGAAUCAAGAGAAUCAUCCUGAGCUCCCAAAAGGAACAAAUGAAAACUUGGGGAAAGAACCACUACAAAAUUGUCUUGAAAAGAGCACAGUGAAACGUCACCCAAGUGGGAGAACCGAUGAGGAAGAACCGAAUGGAACAAACGAAAGUGCCGCUAAAGAGUGCAUAAGCGGGAAAGACGCACAUAACGAAAAACAACCUUUGGAAGAGGGCAAAAGCUACAAAGGCGUACAAUGUGGAAUCACCCCCAAAUGUAGCAAAAAUGAGAAUGAUACACAACGGAGUGAAGACCAAGUGACUCUUAGGGAAAACGUCGGAACGAACCGCGCAACACACCACAACGACGCAGAGGAAUGUAAAAAAGGCCAACCAAAGGAGCAGACCCAGAAAAUGAAAAAUAGCCACCUCGUCGAAGGAACAAAAAACGGAGAUACGCAAAAGGGGAGUGAACCCUCCGAAGAAAUUAUCCACAGCGAUCGCGAAGGAGAAGCAAGCGAUUUUAGCAACAGCGACUACGCGGGGGGGGAAAAACCAAGCGGCACCCUCAAUACUCACAGCAUGGAUGACGAAAAUGCCAAGGGGGGCGUAAAACCCAACCCUGUAAAUUGCAACAAAAUAUGUGAAAGAAAAUUGGGAGAUGCUGCACACACCCAAGUGAUCCACCAGGAGAUCAACACGAAGGGGAAUCUUCUCCAAAUGGAAAAUGCACACAUCUGCAACAUUUCAAACGCACACGAUGAUGCUACGAAUGGCACCCUCGUUAGAACAGAACAAAACGGAGGUUCCAAUUUUUACAACACUUUUAACGAUGCUGAACGGGGAAAGAAUGGACACAAAUCACUUCAACAGGUUGGGUGCAGCCAUACAGGAACAGCUCACCCCCAGAAAAAAGAGAGAAACGAACAGGCUUAUGCAUAUUUACAAAAUGGAGAGUACACUUCACCUGGUACCCACCUUUUGUGUGAACAAAAUGGAAGCGAUUUCCCCCCCACCGGAUCAGUUCAAAGUGAAAAAAUAAAAAAAGGCUCCACAUAUGAACACACUCAUGAGGGGGAAACAGACAUGCAAGGGAAUGCGGAAGUGCUUCAAACACCCACUGCAAAUCCAACCAACAGGGAACUACACCGUUUUGGCAAGAUAAAUGGGGAGAACGCCCCACCGUGUGGAGACGCACCAACGUUUGGAGAUACCCUUCCCUGUGGAGACGCACCAAGCCGAAGAAGAACCACAGAGGAACCCAUUUUAAGCCGCGAAAAAAUCGAAUCAAAGGAGCAACACAAACAUUCGACAGUUAACAAAAAGGAGAAUUACGAAAGAGACAUAAAACAAGGCAUUCAGAUAAUUCCCAGAAACGACCAUUUUCACGAAGACGAUGAAGGUAGCCAUUUUUUUACACUUGAGCAAAGGGAAGGCAUUCCCCCAAACGGCCUCACCGAAACGGAGCAGCUCAUUCUAGAGUAUCAUCCCCACCUAAAUGAAGAACUCAAUAGUGAAGAAGAUUCCCCUCCCCUGAACGAGCAGAGUACCUACUUGCAGCAUAUACAGAAGAUGGUUCUAAUUAGUCCACACGAAAGCAGCGAUCGUGUUACCACCAACAUGUCCGGUGGACCCAUGCACACAAGUCAUUUUAGCCAAUUCGAAAGAGAAAACCAGUCCAAUUUGUUCCUCCACCAAAAUGCAAAAGGGGAUUGCAAACAGUGGGAACAAAGGUUAUAUAAGGAGCACUUUUACACGAAUGGAAAAAUGAAUUAUCUAGAAGGAAACACCACCCCGUGUUGUAGCAACCCUCCAAGGGAUGCAGGUAAUGCCAUCCCAAAUGAGCUCACCAAUAAUAUUCACCAGACUAACCUCUUGGCAGACUACAACUCGUACAGCAAAUGCACCAACGAAAUGGUUAACAAAAAUCAAUGCUCACUCAACGUAGAAAAUAAGAGCGGUGCCUAUCUUAAGACGUCACUUCAUUUUAAAAAGGACCUUUCAAACACGACGUGUAUGCAAGUGGCUAAUGGGGAAAACGACCAUGGGAACAGUGACCACAACCCCUAUUACAUGAGCAUGCUUCCGAUGAGUAACCAAAAUGGGGUGGACUUCUUCAGCCCGGGCAAGCACUACGCGAAGAGUGGCAGCCUGCACACCACUUCGAACACGCUUAUGACCGUGGACACGGCGGUGGACACGACCGACUGUAUGCAGGGCAGUCCGCACGGCGAGCAACGGGCCGGCCAGCGGGGCAUCCAACAGGGCAACCCCCCUAACAGCCCAAGCGCAGCAGAAAACGCCACCUACUUCCCCCACUUUAACACCCCCGAACGGGUCAACCAAAACUACCAGCACAGUUACUAUCACAUUGCGCCAAGUGAAAAGGAGCUACCCGAGCAGCCUCCAUUCUACGCUGGCUCAAACACCAUGCACAAUGAAGAAACCGAUCAAACAAACUUCACUCCCUCCCUGUGCGAAGGUCAGAAGGAAAAAAUUCUACAAAAGAGCAAUUUCGAGGCUGCCAAAAGUAGACAGAGGCAGAAUAGCAGAGUGGCCCCCAACCAGCAAUACAUCAUCGGUGGUGAUGGCGAAAUAAGGCACAACGACCAACGUGUCUUCCCCAACCCUGCAUCUGACAUGCCAUCUCCCCCUGCCUCUAUCAUCGGUGAAGGUAUAAAUUGUUCAGCUCCCCCUGCCAUGCAUACUUCCCCCACUAACUACACUAACUGUGAAUACGAGUUUAGCGUGCAAAGGAACCUCCAGUACGAUCACCACAACCUGUGCGGCACACACAAACAGAGUUACCACCCCCCCUACUCUCAAAGUGAUAACCCCAUAAACAGUUACAAUGACUACCCCUGUGAUGCGUCUACCUACAUGAUGAAUAGCAACGCGAAUGACUAUUCCAGUACGUUCAGCGUGGGUAGCCUCAGAAAUGCAGACAAUAAUGUCUUAAGGGAGGACAGCUACUACGGUAGUGUGAGCCAGGGGGGGUACCUGAACAUUAACGAGGCAGGGAUGCACAACGCAGCGGUUGGCACCUUCACGCAUAUGGAUGAGAUGAGCCAAAGGGGUUGCGCCACGACGAAUGAGAUGGCUUCUAAUAACUGCGUCCAAAGCAUACCCCAUGAGGAGGGCAUCAACUUGAGGGACCUGCGAGACGAUCAGGUCACCUUAGGCGACUGCCUAAAUUCUGCCCACGCGAAAGGGGGAAACGAAGUGGGAGCCGAGCAAAAGGAACGGGGUAGCGAAAUGGGCAGCGCAAAAGGCAGCGAAAAAGGCAGCGAAAAGGGCAGCGAAAAGGGCAGCCAAAAGGGCAGCCAAAGAAGCAGCGAGCAAAGCGAAGGGGGAAGCGAACAAAGCGAAAGAACCUUCGAGGAAAACAAAUCGAGCUUCUCCAUGCUGUACCUCUUUGGAAAAGUAAAAUUCAACAUAAGCAUCAUCGACAUUAUACACAACAAAACCAACUCGCAUGACCUCCUGUGGGUCCCCAGGUGCUGCAAUGGAAGCUACGGGACGUUCCUAAAAAAUAACUACUUAAACGCCAGCGAAAUAGACAAGCACGUGCCGGAAGAGCACAUCGAUAUCGACUGCAUAAACCUCAAGCUCAUGGAAACCAGGUUCAGCAAAAACGUGGCUAGCUCAAGAACCACCAAAAGGAAAAGGAUGAUUGACAUUGAUAAAACGGUGCUCCACUUUUACAAAGAACACAUCAGCGAGUUCUUCAAUAAUAAAAAUAAAAUCAUUAGACUGACCAAAAAGCUGUGCAAGUAUAAAAAAAAACGGAAAUAUAACAGCAGCGAUAAUGGGAAGGGUGCCGGGAAGGGCCCCUCCAAGGGCGCCUCCAAAGGUGCAUCGAAAGGUGCGUCGAAAGGUGCGUCGAAGGGUACGUUGAAGAGCUCCGGAAAGGGUGAUGAGGAUAUCAACGCCCACCCCUACGAAACGCGCAAAUGUGUGAGCACCAAAACGGCCAGUAAAACCAAAUAUAAGGGGAAAAAGAAGCUAAGCCGCCAGGCUUCCCUCGGCGAGGACGCCGGGGUGGAUCCCAGCGUGGACGGUGAAAAUGGUGCGGAGCGCAGCGAGGAAGACGACGCAAUGUGUGCCAGCCUAAAUGACGCCCCCAAUGAGGUAGACCAUUCCCACUUAAAUGGCCCCCCCAAUGAGGCAGACGCCUAUGCGCAAAGUUACGCCCCAAACUACGCCGACGACCAGGCGCACCCGACCUACUAUCACCCCCCAAGGGAUGACAACAGAGACUACUACCACUGCCACACACCAAACGAACUCGGCGUGAACCAAAUGCAUGCCGCAAAUGCAGGCGAACACAACUACCUCUUUAACGAACGUGUAAACAGAAACGCCAACAAAAUGGCAAUGCAGAAUGAGCUGCUCCCAAACGAGCAACCCUUUAACGACCCUUUUGUUAAUAACAUGUUGGGCGAUAUGUCAACGAGAAACCUAAGUAGAAAUAAUUUCUUCCCAAAUGUGAUGUAUCCCCAUUUUAGCGAGCACAACGAUGUUCCCUCGGCUCACCACCAGCAUAAUCAGCCUCACCACAAUCAGCUUCAGCUUCAACAUCAGCAUAAUCAGCUUCAACAUCACCACCACCAUGAGGGGGGGAGCUACCCAGACCUGCGAGAGGAAGGCCCCCCCAACGGCGGCACCCUCGGCAACCUUCCCCCAACCGGGUACUACCACCAGCCGACUACUCCAUACUUCUUUAACAGCAAUCCAAACGCCUUUAAAGCAAACUUUGCAAAUACUGCCAAUAAACGAAAAGGAAAAAAUCAGCCCAAAUCUCAAAUGAGCUCCUUCAACGGAAACAACGCAGACACGAAAACGGCACUGAACUUAUCUCAGAUACUUGAAGGGAAUAAUAAUUUUAUUAACAUUUCCAACACGUUUAUUAAUACAAAAUUUGCCAAAGAGCUUCACCAGACGAACGACCUGCUGGUCAACCAGAAUAACUUCGAUUUGAACGUCAUGUCUGGCGGGUUAAAUGCGAACCAGUUCACGCCGUAGGGUGCGCCUCAUAGGGCGCCUCAUAGGGUACCUCAUAGGGCACUUCAUAGUGCACAUCAUAGUGUGUGUGGUGGUAUGCAGGUAAAUAACGAGUGAACGAAACAGCGUCGAAUUCCUUUACGUCGCACUCCUUCACACCGCAUAGCUCAACGGGUUGAAAGCACCUAGAAGUUUGCACGAGAAGGGAGUUCCUCUGGAAUAGGACUUUCCUUGCCGACCCCCCCCAAUGCACACACCCGUCUAAGCAAAAACGAUAUGUUCAACCAUCCCCCGGUUGGAUUUUAACUCCAGUUUGCUCACCGCGUUUGUCUAUACAUACCUACAGACAUACGUACAGGUCCAUUUAGACUGCGCGAAAACGCAUCACAGGGAGUUUCCCUCUCUCUUUCUUUCUCUUUUUUUUUUAGUCCAAUCGCUCCAUUUUUUUACGUAAUAUGUGUAGCUCAACUUCCAAAAUGAAACUGCGAUAGGGAGAAGUUUCUCCUCGAAGGAACCCCCACUUGGGGGGAAAUUCAGCUGUUUAGAUUUCCCUACGCAUCAUACACUGAUCCGCACGUGCGCAUGAUGAGAUUCGUCCCCAAAAUGUAUUUCCAAUUUGGAGGGGAAAAAAAAAACGUCUAUUGGGGGAAAUGUUCACCUUUGUAUAUAAAGUGCAGAAGCUCUCCUGCGAGAGUGUCACCAUGGGGAAUGCUUUUCGAACGCAUCUGCAAUGGUCUCUAAUGCGUGCCGUUUCAUUCCGUUGCGUUUUUCUCAUGCGAUUACUUUCCCUGCUCAUCGCUCCCUCUGGUGCAGUGCCUAAUAAACG
Messenger RNA from Plasmodium vivax (malaria parasite P. vivax), 9439 nucleotides. RefSeq lists its product as hypothetical. The record is from RefSeq and is a predicted model, not a curated record. Lineage: Eukaryota; Apicomplexa; Aconoidasida; Haemosporida; Plasmodiidae. The coding region runs from base 1 to 8634 and encodes 2877 amino acids. The transcript is spliced from 2 exons.